Rhizoctonia solani is the source of this 771-nucleotide messenger RNA. Its product is annotated as short chain dehydrogenase. Bases 1 to 771 code for a protein of 256 amino acids. NCBI's taxonomy places the organism in Eukaryota, Fungi, Basidiomycota, Agaricomycetes, Cantharellales, Ceratobasidiaceae. Gene Ontology annotation, cellular component: membrane. The transcript is spliced from 6 exons. The record is from RefSeq and is a predicted model, not a curated record. Gene Ontology annotation, molecular function: oxidoreductase activity.
AUGUCUUCUCAACCAUGGAACUGUGCGCUUAUCACUGGUGGUGGUGGAGGUCUGGGUAAAGUGUUUGCUCAAUCACUAAUUAAGCGUGGGAAGAAAGUUUACCUUGCCGGGCGGACCGAAUCGAAUCUGGCACAAACGACCAAGGAAAUUGGUGCUGCAGGAUAUUUUGUUGUCGAUGUCGGUAAUACAUCCUCACUCCCUGCUUUCGUGGAUAAAGUCACCAAAGAAGCUCCGGAGAUCGACUGUCUACUCAACAACGCUGGAAUUCAAAAACCCCUCAACUUUGAGAAGGGAGCCGACCUGAACGCAAUAACCCAAGAAAUCAAUACGAACAUCACCGGCUUGGUACAUCUUUGUGCGCUCUUCAUUCCUCAUCUUAGACAAAAGCAACAUGCAUCUAUCCAAAAUGUCGCUUCUGGAUUGGCAUACGUCCCGAUUGCUGUAGUUCCAGUGUACUGUGCAACCAAGGCGUUCGUAAAGAGUUUCACUCUUUCACUUCGCGAACAAUUGCGUUCUACAAACAUAAGCGUUAUUGAGAUCUCUCCGCCUCUGGUCGAGAGUGACUUGCACAGGGACCAUGAUAAUCCAAACAACAACAAGAAAUCAAACUCCCCUCAUGCGCUUACUCAAGAAGAAUGGAUUGCGCAUGUUGAGAAGGGGUGGGACGAAGGGAAAGAAGAGAUUGGUGCUGGAUUUUCGCAAUCUGGGAUUGACGCGUGGCGCAAGUCAUUUGGGGAGUUGCAUAGUAAGAUGGCCUCUCAAUCUCACUAA